GGACAUCCCGCAAGGUUUUCUCGAAUCCCCCCUCCGGACAGCCAUUAUUCCCGGAUGCUAAGCAGGGAAAAGAAACGUGAGGGAUAACUCUCGAGAAGGGAAGCGAGGUGGUGUCAGCAGGAUAUGGCCCAAAUGAGCAAUGGAGGAAGUCCUCCAGACAGACUCGCAUUCUGCACGUUUGGCAUGUUCAUCAUUGACAGGAUCGAAUACCUCAACAACGCCCAAGCGCCGCAGGAGAGAAUCAUCGGCGGCGCUGGCACAUACGCGGCGCUGGGCGCGCGACUGGCCGCCGGCCGCCGCCACGCCGCCCAUGUGAGCUGGAUCGUGGACAUGGGCGCCGACUUCCCGGCCGAGUUCAGGGGGUUGAUCGAGGCGUGGCGCACGAGCUGCGUGUUCCGCCUCGACGGCGGCCGGAUGACGACGACGGCGUGGAACGGGUACGGCCCCAACGAGCUGCGCGCGUUCAAGUACCUCACCCCCAAGCGCCGGCUGGACGAAACCUCCCUGUCGGACGAGCAGGUGCUGGCGCGCGCGUUCCACAUGGUCUGCUCGCCCGCGCGGUGCAUGGCGCUCGUGCGCGGCGUCUUGGAGCGGCGGGUGAGACUGCUCCCGGGCCGAGGUCCCGCCACGCACGCAGAAGAGGAGGACCGGCCGAUCUUCGUCUGGGAGCCCAUCCCGGACCUGUGCACGCCCGAGGAGCUGGCGCGGCUGCGUGAGGCGGCGGCGUGCGUGGACGUGGUGAGCCCCAACGCCGACGAGUUCGAGUCGUUCUUCCACGAAAUGCCCGGGUUCUCGUCGCGGGAACGCAUGGUCGAGAACCUGCUAGGGCUGGACGGGCGAGAUGGUGGACGGCAGAAGAAGCCCCUGAGGACGGCGCUGGUGGUCCGAGAAGGCGCCCACGGGUGUACCACGUACGUCGGGCGGACUCGAGGGUUUCACCUCCCGGCGUACCAUCAAAGCAAAGAAAAGGUCGUGGACCCUACAGGCGGGGGGAAUACGUUCUUGGGAGCGCUGGCCAUGGGCAUGGCCGGCACCACAACACCGGAUGAGGCCGUUCUUCAAGAGCUACGCCUCCCCGGGGAGUCCGCCUUGCGCGAGAAAGGGCUUUUGCUCGGCCUGCUCCACGCGACGGUCGCCGCGGGAUACGCAAUCGAGCAGACGGGCAUGCCUACGGUGUCGGCGGAAGAUGGCGACUGCUGGAACGGAGAAGCAUAUCCGGAGCGGUUUCGCAAGUACAUACGAAGAGAGAGGGCCCAUAUAGCUGUUCAACUCUCAGGCUCAUGCGGCUAGACCUCGACAGUGCAAAUUUUCACGCGGCCCGUUUCUGAAGUCUCGUGUGCAUCAGUGCUUUGUCAGUCAAGACCUUGAAC
Cladophialophora immunda is the source of this 1370-nucleotide messenger RNA. RefSeq lists its product as uncharacterized. The transcript is spliced from 2 exons. Bases 124 to 1290 code for a protein of 388 amino acids. The record is from RefSeq and is a predicted model, not a curated record. Lineage: Eukaryota; Fungi; Ascomycota; Eurotiomycetes; Chaetothyriales; Herpotrichiellaceae.